AUGACUUGGCUUACCAUCUAUCUCCUGAAUCUGCUCUGGGCUAUGGCAGGAACCCAAAGCUCUUGCUCUGUCCCCUCAGAAGAGCAGCCCUGGGUCGAUGGCAUACAAGUGCUCAUGGAGAACUCAGUGACCAAAUCAGCCUUCGCCAACCCCAGCAUCCUGAUUGCCAUGAAUCUGGCUGGCACCUACAACCCGGAGACCCAGAAGCUCCUGACCUAUGAGCUCAUGGACAGUGACAGUGCAGACCUGACCAUUGGGCAGCUCGCCCUCACCAUUAUGGCUCUCACCUCCUCCUGCCGAGACCCUGGGAACAAAGUGUCAGUUUUACAAAAUCAAAUGAAGAACUGGGCACCUUCAACUCCCAGCCCGGAAGCCUCAGCCUUUUACGGGCCCAGUCUGGCGAUCCUGGCCCUAUGUCAGAAGAACUCAGAGACAACUUUACCAAUAGCAGUGAGCUUUGCUAAGAUCCUGAUGGCCAACUCCUCUCCCUUCAACGUGGAUACAGGAGCAGUGGCAACCUUGGCCCUGACCUGCAUGUACAACAGGAUUCCCGUGGGCUCUAAUGAAAAUUACAGAGCCCUGUUUGCUCAGGCACUAAAGUCUAUUGUGGAGAACAUCAGCUCGAGGAUCCAAGCCAAUGGCAUAAUCGGAGACAUCUACAGCACUGGCCUUGCCAUGCAGGCUCUCUCUGUGACACCUGAGCAACCUACCAACAAAUGGGACUGUGAGAAGACCAUGGCUACAAUACUCGAUGAGAUUAAAGAGGGGAAAUUCCAAAACCCCAUGUCCAUUGCCCAAAUUCUCCCUUCCUUGAAAGGCAAGACAUACCUAGAUGUGCCCCAAGUGACUUGUGGCCCUGAUCAUGACGUGCAACCAACACUAAUUGAUUAUCCUACCACUGUCCCCACCGCAUCAAAUGACAUCACUGUCACAUACACCAUAAACAACCAGCUGAGAGGUGUUGAUCUGCUCUUCAAUGUGACUAUUGAGGUUAGUGUGAAAAGAGGUUCCGUGCUACUUGUCAUCCUGGAAGAAGCGCAGCGCAAAAACUCCAUGUUCAAAUUUGAAACCACAAUGACAUCUUGGGGCCUUAUGGUCACUUCUAUCAAUAACAUCGCUGAAAAUGCUAAUCACAAAACAUGGUGGGAGUUCCUUAGCAACAAAACACCUUUAAAUGAAGGGGUUUCUUAUUAUAUUCCCUUCGAUCAUGAGCACAUCACAGCCAAUUUCACCCAAUACUGA
Nannospalax galili (Upper Galilee mountains blind mole rat) is the source of this 1242-nucleotide messenger RNA. It is a transcript of the gene Cblif, whose product is annotated as cobalamin binding intrinsic factor. Gene Ontology annotation, biological process: cobalamin transport. The record is from RefSeq and is a predicted model, not a curated record. Gene Ontology annotation, molecular function: cobalamin binding. Bases 1 to 1242 code for a protein of 413 amino acids. The transcript is spliced from 9 exons. Lineage: Eukaryota; Metazoa; Chordata; Mammalia; Rodentia; Spalacidae.